UUUGGGAAGCAAUGAUGGUGCAGAAAUGUCAUGUCUGGAUGAGAGCAAAAAUGCUGGAGUUACCACAGGAAUUAAAAACAACAAGGAAAACCAACAGCAAGAGUUCAGUCCUGUUCAUCUGCAUAGAAACACCCAUGUUCUGUCGAGAGAUGCCCUAAAGACUGAUGGAUAUAGUAGUGUCCAAAGCUGCUUGGUUGAAAGGCUCAGUUCCCCUCUUGGCUCUUUUCAGCCUUCGCAUAACUCUUUGGGCAUCCAGAGUGGGCUAAAUAACAGGCACCCCAUUUCUAAUUCUUCAGUGCAUAAUCCAGGACUGGUUUUAGUCUCAACCACUCUUUCCUCCGUCAGUAUUUCAGAUAUAGACAUAAGUACCACUCCAGAUUGUUUAUCAGCGCUGGCCAACUGGGAGGAUGUGGCUUUAAUACCAGCAUCGCAAGAUGAUGAAAGUUUGCAGCAGGAGGAUGACCCGAACCAUAAGACUUCAUUAACCGUUGAAGAGAAGAUGGAUCUGAAUGAGUCGCACACGAUGAACUUGGGAUCUAAAAGUGUUGCGGAUGCUACUCUGAAUCUGGAACUCCCCAAGUCUGUUGUGUACCAAAGCCCCAGCACUACGAUUUAUAACAUUAGCAUAGCCCCAAAUAAGUUCUUGGAUACUUCUGCUUUUAAGCUUCCCACUGCAAAAGCAAGUGCUGCUUCCAUUGAUGUGCUAAAUGGAACCCCUUUCAGAUUGUCAUCUAAAGCACACAAAAGGAAGCCUUCCAGUCCAAAAUCAGUUCCUCCAGCAAAGAAACCACCCUUUAUAGUUUAUGAAGACAAAGGCGCAACGCCUAGUACCUCCCAGUUAGUCAGGAGGCUCGGUUCCUACCGCGUCCCUUCCGGCGUCUUAAACUCCUCAGUCAACUUAAACCAGCCUUUAAAGGCUGCAGAGACUGGGAGAGUGACCCCUCCUUUGUGCAGAUGCGGUCGAAGGGCCAGAAGGCUAAAUGUUUCGAAUGGUGGUCCGAAUCAUGGCAAAGCAUUCUAUAGCUGCCCAGUUGGAAAGCAGGCGGGGAAUAGAAAGGGCUGUGGUUAUUUCAUAUGGGAGCAUACUCUUCAAAAGGAGAAGCUCACACUCCCUACCUCCAGUGCUCUGGGGCUGCCAGGUCCUGGACACAGUUUCAGUUCAUCAGGAAAUUCUGAAAAGAAGACCCUCGUUCUCCGACCUUCUAUGCGAACCUAGCCAAGGACUACCUCCUUGAUCUCCUUCUUCAUGGAGAAAAAUGUCUUACACCAUCACAAAUGUAAGAGGCUAUUAGCUUUGUUUCCCCAUCUUAGAAUAUUCUUCCAGAUCGUGCUGCAAAUGGGCUGUCUAUAAGCUUCUAAAGUGAAAAGUAAAAGGAUGGGCAUCCCUGAAAGGAUUUUGACAGUAUUGCUGAGGAUAAACCAAAUGAGGAUCAGUAGUUGGUCUUGCCUUUUAAAGUUAUCCUGCUUUUUCUAUAUUUUAGGUUUAUCACAGAUUAUGUCUCCAUUACUAGAUAACUGCAAACACAUGCAUGCUCCAUGAGAAUCGGUAGCACAGGCUUUUGGAACACUUGCUUUUUAAAAGAAAUAGUGCAUAAAGAAGUUAUCAUGGUUUUAAGUUUUAUAUCCAUAUUGAUUUUUUAUUAGUGAAGUACAAUAGAAGUGUGGCCUGGAAUUCUGGAGGUUGACUUCCUUCCGGUAUAGCAGCUUAAAUUCCACAGUAAAAGUGAAGCACUUUUCUUAUCUUAAUGCUCUAUUUCUGCCAAAACAUGUUUUGUUUACUUUGGGGCAUUACCACCAUACUUGAGGCUGGUACACAGCCUGUGGGAAAAGUCAGAAGUUUAAAUCAAAGACAGGAGCUAACAUAAACCCACAUCAAUCAGAAAGUAAAGAGGUAGAAGUUCUAUAACAAAUUAAACAAACUCAGCACAUUAAAUGGAAUGAGGUUGUUGCAUAGCAUGGCAGGAGAGUUCUGUGACUUACUUCUUGAAUGCAUGAGAAACCUGGCAUUGACUUGAAAAUGGUUGCCAAUAUUGUGAAAUACUGUGCCUAUAGUGCUUUCAGUGUCCCAGGAGAUAACCCAUAUUGGUCCGGACUGGAAUUUUUUAGCUAACCAUUUUUUAUGAUCUGAAUUAAGUGAAAUAAAAUAUGAAAUAAAAACAAUUUUCUGUUUUAA
This is a messenger RNA of Podarcis muralis (Common wall lizard), 2173 nucleotides long. The record is from RefSeq and is a predicted model, not a curated record. Lineage: Eukaryota; Metazoa; Chordata; Lepidosauria; Squamata; Lacertidae.